AUGAGUGACGACUAAGAAUAGUAAACAGCUUAACAGUAGUAGUAAGUUUCGCAGCCAAAUUUCGAAGUAAAAAGAGAAUAGGGGCACGACUAAAAACAUGAGGAGAUCCAGGACUCCCAAAUGGUUGAUUAACAUAAACAUUUAGAGGAUUAAAAUCAUAAUCUCGCUAAUCUCAAAGCAGAAGAUUCGCAUUAAGUUCUAUCUUAAAUGAGAUUGAAAGCGGAAUAGGUUACAAAUCAAUACAAUAAAGAUCAUCAUAAUAAUGCUUAGCAACUAGAUGCUGAAAUGGAUGAAAACAAUGAUUAGAUAAUGGAUAGCAGAAAUAGGUUUGAGGGUGGAUAGUAAGAAUAAUUGAUGGAUUAAAGAAACAUGAUCGCUGAUCAGAUUUAUGAUGGUCAAAUGGGUUUAGAGUUUUAAGAAAAUAAAAUAAACUAAAAAGCAAUUGAUUCAAGUAAUGGCAUCUUGCACGGCGCACUCUCUUCUGCCGAUAGCCACGCUUAUUAGGUAAAUCCAGAAUCUCAUUAGCAAUAGGAGGGGCAGUGCCAACAAUAGAUGUCAAGUCUGUAGUAGCAAUAGUAGUAGGACAGUGACGAUGAAGGUGUGAUUUCAACAAGCGUAAGAAAUAUUUAGCAAACUCCUUAUCAAUCUAAAUAAAACUCAGUAUCAGGCGUUAAUGUCAAUAACAAUGGACUAGGGUAGCAGCGCUUGUCCUAGUAGAAUUUAUCUCCAGGCAUGGGUAACAUCCAAGGACUUCAAGGGUCGAGUGGAAUUAGCAAUGGUCAGUCAGCUAUGUAUUAGGGUGGUUAAAGUACUCCAGCAACAGCCAAAACGAUUAAAGCAUUCUUAGAUAACAUUAAGAAAGGAGAUAUCCAGCUAGUCAAGACUGAAAUGGAGAAGCUCGGCUUAGACAUUACUAAUCUCUACGAUGAGAACUAUAGACACAAUGCGAUAUUCUAUGCACUAAAUAUUAAAGACCCCAUUCUGUCUUAAAAAAUGAUUGAAUAUUUAACAUCUUUAGGAGUAGAUUCAACAGCAAAUGAUUCUUUAAAUCAAACACCAUUGUUUUAUGCUUCUAGGGAUGGGCGUGCUUAACUUGUUGAGUACUUCCUCAAACAAGGUUGCUUGCCAAACCACAUCGAUACUAAUGGACAAACUUCUAUAUUUUAUGCAGCCAGGGAAGGCCAUUUAGAAGUUUGCAAAAAACUUGUUUAAUGCGGAGCCGAUUGUGACCUAGUAGAUAAUAAUGGCCAAACCCCUAUUUAUUAUGCAGCAAGAGGGAGGAAAUACGACACAGUGCAAUUCCUUAUAUAGAACGGUGCUGAUGUCAAUCAUGAGGACAAGAAAUUCCAAACUCCCCUUAUGAUAGCCAAAAGAACAAAUGCUUAGUAAAUAGUCAACCUUUUAAUUGCUCAUGGUGCCAAAGCAAUCGAUGAUCUCAGAAAAUAAAAGAAAUAGAAAAACUUAGCCCAAACUCCAGCAUUGUAAGAGCCGAGUUAAAUCUAGAAUUAAUAGGCUCAAAAUAUGAAUAGUUAAAAUUUAAAGAAGAAUCCAACAACGGGUGGAUAGGAGAGAAAACAAGCUAAAAGAUAUGUUCUUACAGUCUUAAAAGACGGCGCCUGGGAGCCUCUCUCAAAUGAAGAACUUGAUAAAUUUGAGGCCUAAUAUCCAGACAUAGCAAAAUUUUGGAAAGAACAGUCUAAUUUAGACCAACUUUAGUUGCCUAGAUUCCCUGAAAAUGCACCUAUUUAUGAAUCAUGGGACAAGGCUGCCAAGAGAUUAAUCUCAACUAUUUGGAAAUUCAGCUCAUCCUGGAUAUUUCAUGAGCCCGUUGAUCCAGUUAAACAUGGGGUACCAGAUUAUUUCAAUGUCAUUAAGAACCCAAUGGAUUUUGGAACGAUAAGGCAGCGCCUUAAUUCAAAUUACUAUCACAGAAUGUAAGAAUUCUUAGAUGAUAUGCAACUGGUUUUUGACAAUUGUCUUAAAUUCAAUGGAGAUGAUACUAGCGUUGGUAAAAUAUGUAAAGGAGUUAGAGACGAAUUCAAGAGACUAUAUGACUAACUUAAUAUUGAAUUUUAUCUUAACUGA
Messenger RNA from Stylonychia lemnae, 2085 nucleotides. NCBI's taxonomy places the organism in Eukaryota, Ciliophora, Spirotrichea, Sporadotrichida, Oxytrichidae. The record is from the annotation of a GenBank genome assembly.